Molecule: messenger RNA, 994 nt
Organism: Effrenium voratum
Lineage: Eukaryota; Dinophyceae; Suessiales; Symbiodiniaceae
Source: the annotation of a GenBank genome assembly
CCACACCCCGCACCCCACUCUGCGGGCUUCAACCCCCCCCGACGCGCAAAGCGAUGGAGCCGGGGGCGCCGAAGUGCUGGGCCCUCUGCCGGCUGCGCGGGCUGCAGCAGCAGCGGCACCUCAACGGCGCCCGCGGGCAGCUGCUGCGCCCCACCGAGGGCGGCCGUUGGCUGGUUCGCACUGGUGCUGACGUCCACGCCGUGCGGGCGGAGAACUUCUCCGUGGCGGCGGAGGAGGUGCCGGAGCCGCUGCGCCGCAUCUGGGCCUCGGCUGUGGCCAGCUGCGGCUUCCUGCUGCUGGAGCUCGCCAGGUCAGGCGGAACUCGCCAACUCACCGCCUGCCUGGUGCCGCUCAACUUGCCGUUCUGGGCACUGCUGACCUUGGCCUGCAGCUUGUACCUCCAGGCGCCGCUGCAGGGCCCGGUGGCGCCUCCGGCGCUCGGCUGCUGGCGCCAGGGCUGCGGAGUGCAAAGUCUGCUGCUGGUGGUGCUGCUGCGGCUCCAUCAGAACCUGGUCUUAGAGCCUUUCGUGGGUGGACCGGCGGUGGCCAAGAUCGGGGCGGCGGGAUAUUUAGCCUCCUUUGGCCUCGGCUUGCAGAGUUUGGGCCCCGAAGCCAGCGCCGCGCACGUCUUGGGGAACAUCUGGUUCCUGCUGGGCGCCUAUUGCCACGCCUGGAUCUUUGAGGCACACUUCUCUGGCCAUCUCUGCCAGUGCUUGCUGGCACAGAGCUGGUUCUUCCGGCAGGGGCUGAUGCAUCGCCAGCUGUUGUUUUCUGGGGCGCCCUAUGCGGGCUGCUUCUUCAUACUGUUCGUAGUGCGCCGGGAGCGGAAUCUCCGUGUCCGCAUGGAAGCGGCCAAGAUGGACGUGGAGUAUUCCCUCGAGGUGUUUCUCGUGGAGCCCUUGCGCUUCUGCCAGCGCCUGGCGCUGGUCUACAUCAUGGUCUACUUCGCCACCUACGCCAUGGACCUCUGGAUCGCCUUCGAGUAUUGAGCGGG